Suncus etruscus (white-toothed pygmy shrew) is the source of this 954-nucleotide messenger RNA. Its product is annotated as galectin-4-like. Bases 1 to 954 code for a protein of 317 amino acids. The record is from RefSeq and is a predicted model, not a curated record. Gene Ontology annotation, molecular function: carbohydrate binding. NCBI's taxonomy places the organism in Eukaryota, Metazoa, Chordata, Mammalia, Eulipotyphla, Soricidae. The transcript has 8 exons.
AUGAGGGGACGGGCUGUCCUGUGCUUGGAGGCCCUGACCCAGAGCCUUCCACAGGUGCUGCCCUUCAAGAAAGCCAUCCCAGGCAGCCUGGAAGUGGGGAUGGCCAUCUACAUCGAGGGUGUGCCCAGCAAGGACCCAAAGAGGUUUGCAGUGGACUUUGUAUUGGAAUCGAAAUCAGAAGUCGACAUCGCCUUCCACUUCAACCCACGCUUUGACAGUGGGGACAAGGUGAUCUUCAACUCACUGCAGUCAGGCCAGUGGGGCGAAGAGAAGGUGAAAAACAGCUUGCCUUUCAAAGAGGGGGAGCGCUUCGAGCUGCUGGUGAUGGUCCUGAAGGAGCACUACAAGGUGUCAGUAAAUGGAAAUCCUUUUUAUGAAUUUGUGCACUGCAUGCCCCUCCAAGCUGUCACCCACCUGCAUGUAUAUGGGGACCUGAUUGUCCACUACAUCAACUUUAUUGACUGUAGUCCCGCCCCCCUCCAGGUUGCUGUAGGAUGCAACUUGCUUUGUUGUAACCUGCCAAAAAUGCAGGCACCUCCAGCCUUCAAUCCGCCAGUGCCAUAUGUGGUGAAUCUGCUAGAGGGCCUGAUUCCAAAUAAAACCUUCAUCAUCAAGGGAUUGGUCCUGCACUCAACAGACAAUAUUGCCAUCAACUUCAGUGUGAGAGCCACGGGGGACAUAGCCCUGCACUUCAACCCCCGUGUCCCAAGAGGUGUUGUGGUGCGGAACAGUUUCCUGAAUGGCCAAUGGGGGCCUGAGGAGACAACCCUCUCCUGCAAUCCCUUUGUGCCAGGACAGCCCUUUGAUCUUCUCAUUUGUGCCAGCCCCUAUGGCUUCAAGGUGUUUGCCAAUGGCCAGCACAUCUUUGACUACCAAUAUCGGAUGUUCGUCUUCACUACAGUCAACAUGCUGACCAUAUCAGGGGAUAUCCGCUUGUCCUAUGUCCAUGUCUGA